Molecule: messenger RNA, 2579 nt
Organism: Austrofundulus limnaeus
Lineage: Eukaryota; Metazoa; Chordata; Actinopteri; Cyprinodontiformes; Rivulidae
Product: protein FAM65A
Exons: 21
Coding region: 102-2390 (762 amino acids)
Source: RefSeq, a predicted model, not a curated record
UUCGGCACCUGUGCUGUAAAGCAGUGGUUCCCAAAGUUGGGGUCGGGACCCACAGUGGGGUCCCGAAACAUCAAGGAACCUGCUCAACUGAGGUGYUCAAGAUGUCUACCAGGUCCAUCGUACCUCCAGAAAUCCCCCCAGAGGCSAGAGUGGAUGAAGUUUAUGAAGCCAUGAAGAUAGGCCUUCAGUUCUGCCUCAGAUUUUAUCAAACAGAUUUGGAAAAAAUCAAUGAUGAAAUAAAUAAAGCUAAAAUGAACUCCGGACUGGAGUCUGUUUACGAAUUUGAUCGGAAAGCUAAGGUGAUCGAGAGGUACAUAGGCAGUUUGGAGGUUCAGUACGUCAAGACUGAGCAGAUUUAUGAAGCUUACCGUGAGAMGAGAAAACUGAGGGACGAUGCCAACAAGGUGAUAAAGGAAUGCAAAUCCAAUCCAGGAACUAAAGAGGCCAAUAAGAGUUUGGUGAAGGCUAAUARUGACUUCAAAAAGUACACAGAGGACAUGAAUACAAAAGAGAGAGAGCUACAGAAACAGCUGGGAAAGUUCUCAAUUAAAAUGAAAGGACUUGCUGGAUUUGCCAGAUUGUGUGCUGGUGAUCAGUAUGAGAUACUUGUUAGGUAUGGUCGGCAGCGUUGGAAAAUGCAUGGAAGUAUAGAAGUCAAUGGCAAACAAAUGUGGGACAAUGAACACAUGACAUUUUUUCCAAUCAUUCACGAGUUUAUUUCCGUGAAGGUGACAGAGCUAAAGAGCGUAGCCAACCACGUGGUUGUAGGAAAUAUCUUCUGCGAACCUAAAGACCUGUUUGCUCCACUAUCGAGGACAGUUGCUGUGGACGUUAACGAGUUAGGCACUCUGAAACUUGUUCUUGAAGUCACCUGGAACUGCGUACAGGAUCCAACACCUGGUCCAGUCUCAGGUCCUCGUCCAACAUCACCUCCAGUCUCACAUAGCCCGAGCCCAUCCAGAGGCUCACAAUCAUCUGGAUCACAAGAACCAGUGGUAGGCCAGCCCACCCUCAGCCCUCUGCAGCUUCAACAAGACAGAUCCCCGUCUCAGAUUGAUCAACACCAUCAGCCGGCGGGUCCCCCAGCRCAUGUGAAAGCAAAAUGUUGGCCCAGAGAUGGUGUGUUGGUGAACACAGGGCUGCAGGAUGCUCUGGAAAUUCUAAUUUCCUCUCUAGACAAAUACACAAUACAUUUAGCUGAUUUAAGGAUACUGAAAGGUGAGCUGAAGCUGCUGCAAGACGCUYUGAAGGAUUUCAACACACAAACGGACAAAGCAGCGGGAAACCAUUCAGAGYUCAUCGAAGAGGAUCUGUACGUUGAGCCAUUUCCAGUCAAUACACCUCCACAGAGCCCAGGCCGGGACCGGACCUCCACACCCCUCACCACCGGCUGCACCAGACUGGACCGCUCGCUGGUUCUCCACCUGAAGAGCUGCAGCAAGCAGCUGUUGCAUGUGGUUGUGUCUGGUCCUCUGCAAUGUCGAGCCACAUACGCCCUGGACAAGCUGCUGAGAGAGGCCCGUGUCUUUAAGACCGUCCGUCACAUCAUCGGGGACGACCCACACCAGCUCAAACAUCCCGCUGAAGUGAUACCAGAGCUGUACCAGUGUUUUGGUGCUGGGUCUCUGUGGGAGCAGUGUGUGGGGGAUGGCUGUCUGUACUGUGUCUCUGCUAAAACCUUCAAGAAUACGCUGUCAACGGUUUACUCCAGCAUGCUGAGCGACAGAGCAGACACAGUGCUUUCAUGUCUGGUUGAGCGAGUUCUGGAGCAGAAAUUUCCACAGCAAGGAUUCAGAGAUGAGCCAAUCGUGACUCUUUUCCAGCUGUGGAGUUAUCUGGAGUCCAAUGGCAUCAGCGACAUGGAGUUUCACAUCAUUGCUCUAACAGAAGAGGUGGAAUUGGUCCAGAACCUGCUGUCGAGGGACCAGGAUGUGAUCACAGAGACCCUGCACCUUCCUUCAGAGUGCAGCCUGAAGAGGGAAGGGAUUCAAACCGUGGCAAAGUUACUGACAGAUCCGAGAGAAAAGGUGUUGGCCUCUGCCAGCUCCGUGCUGAGGAUCCUGGCUGGACAGUACAAGCAGAGAGAGCAGGCUUUGGUGAACUGUUUGGAGAUGUUGGAAGACAAGGACGUGGACACCAGAGUUUGUGGAUGUAAAGCUUUAGCGUGUCUCAAGGCUACAGAAAGCAUCGUACAGCUGAUGUAUCUCUACCAGACGGACGGGCAGGAAGUUCAAGAAGCUGUCAUGCAAACUCUGCUGGAGCUAGGCGAUGAAGGGAAGAUGGCUCUCAGACGUUUGGAAAUGUCUCGGGACAUCUUAUUGGACCAAGAACAGUGGCCGGACCGGCCUUCUACGAGCUCAUACGAGCAUCCUUCGAGCAGUCAAUGCUAAUGCACGUUUAUUUUUACCAUGAUGGCACCAGAAUACCAGCUGUUCUGCUCUGCACCUCACUGGAACACCAGCUUCAGUACUUUAUUAUAAACCAUGGAUGCUAACAGAGGACAUUAAAUUUUCAUUGUGUUUAACCUUUUUAAAAUGAAAUAAUCAUAAAACAAAGUUUAUUAAACAUUUAUAACUUUU